ACAAACUGGAAAUCGGAUAUGGUUGUUUUGCCUGACGUGUGGGCUAGCAUUAUAUUAUUAAUUUAUUAUUGAUCAACAUGCUAAUGUUGAGGGGGUGGGGUAAUAGCUAUGUUGAACUAUACAGUAAUUUAUUUUAAGAAAUAAAUUGAGAAUUGAGUUCGUUUAUGCAGCAAUUUUUUUUUUUCGACCAACUGAAAAUCGGCGAGAUAACCGUUAUGUAGCUAACUAUGUGUACUUGUAAUGCGGCGAUAUCAUUAUAUUUGACUAAUAAUUAAGCCGCCUGUGCUCAUUUUGGGAUGGGUGGAGAUCUCGCGGCUAACUUAGCAGUCCUACUACGGGACAGCCUCCUACAUCGUUCGCCCAAUGGAUCAUUACGCAGACGUCACAAGGGCCGGUUUGCCUAUGUAAAAAAAAAAAAAGUGCUUUAGGAGGAAGCGAAGAGUCAGGAGGAACAUCUAUAAGGGAACCGGCGAGAGAGCUGCAAGAUGGCAAGUGCAGCGAUUGUGCCUCCAGACUACAUCCAAGAUAAAAGCAGCCGCCUUUAUGUGGUGACCUGGUUCAACAACCUGCUGAAGACAAACUUCACCGAUGUGGGGCAGCUGGGUUCAGGUGCAUGUCACUGUCAGAUCAUGGACUUGGUUAUUCCUGGCUCUGUUGAUAUGACCAAGGUGAAGUUUGAUGCGCAAGGUGAGGAUGACUGUAAGCACAAUUUCCAUCUCCUCCAUGAGGCCUUCAGGGAGAGCGGUAUCAGAAAGACUUUUCCAGUUGAUGAGAUUAUAAAAGGGGAUUCUCAAAGCAAUUUUGAGACCCUGAGGUGGUUAAAAGUUUUCUACAUGGCAAAUGCGAAAAGUGAAGGAUACGACCCUGUGAAAGCUCGGGAGAGUCAGGAUAUCAGCCCUAUUGUGGUACCUCCCCAAUUGCAUAAAGGGAUAUCUAAAUUGGAAUCAGACACGGAGGAGAAGGGCACUGUAGUGACAAAAUUUCCUUUCACUGAGAAGUGGAAGGGAAUUCAUGAAUGGGCUGACCAGAGUACUCUUGGAGAGCAAUAUACUUUCUGCCGCUCUUGUGACAGAAACCUGAAGACAUUUUCGAAAGGCCUUAUUGAACUCAGGCGACAUGCGGAAACAAACAAACACAAGAAAAAGGCUAAAAUUUACAGGAGCCAACAUUCUGAGCCGCUGCCCUGUAGCGACGCAGCCAUUCAGUUUAUUCACAAACACUGCAACAGUGGCUCUCCUAAAGGGAAACAUGUGUCUAGACAUUUAGCACGCAGUAAACUGGGGCUGCAGUACCCCAAAGACAUCACAUCUGUUUGCCAACACACUCCUUACUGUGUAUACAUUUAUGGAGGGGUAACCCUGGGAAAGGAUGCCACUGUCUCUGUGGUCCUUGUUGGGUUUUUUGAUGUCGAAGCCUCCAGGCACUGCAUCCGAUUUCUGGACGCUCUUGCAGGGGAUCAAACACCAGCAGCAGUGGUGGAGACCUUGAAGAAAUUUGGGUUACACACCGAUAAUCUUGCUGCUGUUUAUUCUGAUGGUAAAGGUGCGGCCUCAGAGCAGAUCUACACACAGCUCAGGGAACUCAACCCAAACAUAGUAGCCUUAGGUGGGCUGUACGCCGUCGCUGAUGCUGCUUGUCAUGCUGGGGUUAAUAAGCUCUCCAAUCAGGCUCAAGAGUUGAUCGUUGAUAUCCAUGCCCACUACUCUUCCUGCUCUACCAAGAAUGACGAGCUCAAGGCUCUUUUUGGCUCAGACAUCAGUGCAGACAGUCCAUCGUUUCAUCUCAACACCAGCUGCCUUAAGUUCUGCCUGCUUGUCACGAAAAUCUUGGAAAUAUGGACAGAUCUCAUAAUGUACUUUAAGUCUUGCGACAAGGAUGAUGACAAAGCCAAGUCAAUCUGCUCCCAGCUGCACGAUCCCAAAGUCAGGGCAACAUUUAUGUUCCUGGAGCACGCCCUCAAGCCUCUGCACAGUUUCCAAAGGCAUCUGCAAACACAGCAGGGAGCUGCUCGAGCGAAUAUGCUGCUCAUCCUAGAAGACGCCAGUAGCCUCCUAUGCACCUACACCUCCUACUUCCUUCACCCUGAAGCUGCUGUUCGCUUUCUCAAAGAACACGAUACCCAAAUCCUAAAAGACAAGAAAUUCCUCCUGUCGAGCCCUGAACUCAAUCUGGGCGGGAAAGCUGUGGAAGAUUUCCUGAAUGAGUCUGAGGCUACAGAGGCACUGCCACUGUUUAAAGAGCAGGUGUUGUCUUUCUAUGUCACACUCGCAGGUUGCAUUGCACAGGAGCUGCCUCUUAAUGACAAUGUGCUAAGGAGCAUAGCUCAGCUGCUGAACCCCCAGAGCAGCCAAAAGGUGACUGGGGAAGAGGUUGGGGAGCUUGGGACCAAGCUGCAAAUCUGCAGCUCCCCUGAGGAGGUCAACCAGCUCACAAGUGAAUUCCUUGAGUAUCAGCGGGCUGAGGAGGGAGAGAAGGACAACUCGGCAGUGGUUUUACUAGAGAAACACUGGGCCAGUGUGCUAAAGGACACCAAGCCGACUUCAAUCUUCAGAAAGCUUGUUUUGACCCUGUUGUCUCUCCCCUGCCCUCCACUCAAGGCCCAGCAGGUUUUUACUCAGGCCCUGGAGAAUGAAGAUGCUGCACUGUUCUCUGAGAGUGAAGCCCUAACAGAAAGCGAUUAUGAUGUCACGUCUGACAGCGUCCUCUCUGACAGCACCUUGGUUCACACUGAAGAACUGAAUGGCCUUAAUGUGACAGUGAAGCCAUGUGAAGUCCGCCUAACAAAGAUACAUCAAUAUGCCAAUACACCUGGAGCGAAUGGUGCCCUGUUGCAAGAGAUGACCAGUAGGGGAUGUUAUGGCUGGGAGAGCAGCUUGCGCCAGAAGCCACAGGCCCGUACAGUGUUUCAGGCUGGUGCUAGCACCUGGUCCAACCCCGUAGGUGUUGAUAAUGGUCUGAAGUCCAAAGAUGAGGUGGUAGAAGAGACCUCACCAUUCAGUAAACCGACACCAAGAGCACGGCGGAAACAUACCUACCAGGAUGGGAAAGGGUUUCUGACAGGGGAGCUGGUGUGGGGGAAAGUGAAGGGCUUUUCCUGGUGGCCUGGGAUGGUAAUGCCUUGGAAAACCAAGUCAUCUCCCCCGGGAAUGCGGAAGGUGGAGUGGUUCGGAGACGGGAUGUUCUCAGAGAUCUAUACGGAGGGUCUGCUGAAGUUCAGUGCCUUCACUAAGUGCUUCUGCAAAAAUUCCUUUGCCAGCUUGCCAACCUACAAGGAAGCCAUCUUUCAGAUCAUCGAGUUGGCAGGUGAGCGAUGUGGGAAGUCUUUUGCUGAAGCGGAAGGAAAUAAAGAAAAAGAGCUGAAGCUGAUGCUGGAAUGGGCUUCUGAAGGAUUUCUGCCUACAGGACCUGAAGGAUUCGUACCUCCUGAUGCUGCAGUACAUCAGGAUUCUUCUGACUCGACCAUGUCUGACUGCCAGCCUCCGGCAAAAAGGAAAUAUGUUUUUAAAAACAAGCCAAAUCCACCCGUAAUAAUAACCUAUAACAGAGAAUCAAUAAGAGAAAAGGUCAAAGAGAAAGGAAAAACAAUUGAAGAUUUUUGUCUGUCUUGUGGAUCAACUGAGAUUGACGUGCCGCACCCGUUGUUUGAAGGUGGUCUUUGUCUAAGAUGCAAGGGGAACUUCACAGAGACGCUGUUUCGCUAUGAUGAAGAUGGCUACCAGUCGUAUUGCACCGUGUGCUGCGCCGGCUUAGAGGUGAUUCUGUGUGGCAACGCCAGCUGCUGCAGAUGUUUUUGUAAGGACUGUCUGGAAAUCCUGGUGGGACUGGGAACCUUUGACAAGCUGAAAGAUGUCGAUCCAUGGAGCUGCUACAUGUGCAAGCCGUCGCAGUGCAAUGGAAACCUCAAACUCAGACCAGACUGGAGCAUCAAGGUUCAGGACUUCUUUGCCAACAACAGCGCCAUGGCGUUUGAGCCUCACAGAGUUUACCCCUCCAUCACUGCUGAUCUGCGCAGACCAAUCAGGGUGCUCUCGCUUUUUGACGGCAUUGCAACAGGAUACCUGGUGCUCAAAGACCUGGGCUUCAAGAUUGAGCGCUAUAUUGCUUCAGAGAUUUGUGAGGAUUCGAUCGCUGUGGGGAUGAUCAAGCACGAGGGACAGAUCGAAUAUGUCAACGAUGUUCGUACCAUCACGAGGAAACAUCUGGCUGAAUGGGGUCCAUUUGAUCUUCUGAUUGGAGGCAGCCCGUGUAACGACCUGUCCAUGGUCAACCCUCUUCGAAAAGGAUUAUUUGAGGGCACUGGAAGGCUCUUUUUUGAGUUCUACCGCCUUCUGACCCUGUUGAAGCCUAAGGAGGAUGACAACCGUCCGUUCUUCUGGUUGUUUGAGAACGUGGUUUUCAUGAGCGCCCACGACAAGUCAGAUAUCUGCCGAUUCCUUGAGUGUAAUCCGAUUCUUAUCGAUGCAGUGAAAGUUAGUCCUGCUCACAGAGCGCGCUACUUUUGGGGAAACCUCCCUGGCAUGAACAGACCUCUCGCUACAGCUCUAGAUGACAAAGUGGCCCUCCAGGACUGUUUGGAAGUAGGACGCGUUGCAAAGUUUGACAAAGUCCGCACCAUCACCACAAAGUCCAACUCUAUUAGGCAGGGGAAGAUGGGGCCACUUCCUGUCAGCAUGAACGGCAAGGAGGACUACCUGUGGUGCACCGAAAUGGAGCAAAUCUUUGGCUUCCCCAAACACUACACGGACGUGAACAACAUGGGCCGGAAUCAGAGGCAGAAAGUCCUGGGUCGCUCCUGGAGUGUCCCUGUUAUUCGCCACCUCUUCGCCCCGCUGAAGGAUUAUUUUGAAUGUGAACAAGGACUGUGAACCGAACAGCAGCGGUAAACCUACUGCCUUAUCUCCGCCCUGCAUUACUAGGUAGUUCAAAGUCUCCCGUCUUUUUCUGAAAAACCUAGUUUAGUAUUUACUACUUUGACUUUUACAAGUGUUAACUCAUGAUCUCCUUUUAUCCUGUGAGUUGUCAGUCAUCCACGAUCCACUAUCACCAGCAGGCACAGACACUUUUUUUUUCUCUUGUUAGUUUUGCUCCAGGUUUCCUUUGAUUAAUGAUGACGGUGCUGUGAUCAAACAAUAAUGUUGCUCAAAACAUUGGCCUGAAUCAUGAAGCGACAUUAGACGGUUAGCCAGCUAUCUUUGGGCUUAAUCACCAGGCAGAUUCACCUUUAUUUGGGGUAACUCACCAUGGCAACCUGCUCCAUUACUGAGCUCAGUGGAAAAUAGAGUCAUACCUACAGGAUCCCGACAUGAAACACUGAGUUUCCAAUGAAGCGCUAAAGUUGCAAUAGAGAUCCUUUUAUAGAUCAGUAGAAUCACUUUGCCAAGUAUGAUCAUUAUAAUUAAUGUCUGCUUUGUCAGCAGGAAGAGCUUUACUUUAUAUGUUUUUAAGUAUAGCAUCUAUCCCUAAUAGUUUGUUGUUUGUUGUAUUUAUAGCCUUGCUUUUCCUAUUUGGAUAGUAUUCCGAAUAUUUCUACAACUUCCUAAUCCAUUCUCAUUCUUCGAUAAUGACAUAUUAAUACAUAGAGUAUACAUUGAUAACCAGCCUCAUGAUGCCGGUUAUUCAGGAUCACCAAUGUUCAACUCAAAGAGAGCCGUUGAACUUGCUUCAUGAUUCAGGCCUCAGGAUCUCUACCUCAACACUGAGUUACUGGUUAAAAAUCUGCAUUUACACUUUUUUUUAUUUAAUUUAUGAAUAUGAAAUCUUGUGAUUUGUAUAUUAUAUUGUUUUAUAGCACAAUCUUAGCAGGGAUUUAAAGAAGCAGUGUGUGGGAUUUAGGGGGGGUUUAUUUGGCAGAAAUGGAAUAUAAUAUUUACAAUUAGGGUUUUCAUUAGUGACCUGAAAUCAGUCACCUGAAACUAAAGGCGCGUGUUCCCGUUAGCUUAAAAUGAGCCCUUCAUAUCGACAUAGGGAGCUUCUAACAGUCGGUUAUUUGAACCCUGCUACAACGCGACGUUGUAGUGAAUAAAUAUGAGGCCAAACGCAACAGUAAUCUACUUUGUAAUCCACUAAACAUAAAGACGAGACUCACCUUAUAAGUAACGAGAUGUAACCAGUUUCGUUCGGUGACUACAUUCUAGCAUCUACCCUCACGCUUGGAAAGGGAGGGGUGAGUGCAGGGGU
This is a messenger RNA of Sander lucioperca (pikeperch), 6177 nucleotides long. It is a transcript of the gene dnmt3ba, whose product is annotated as DNA (cytosine-5-)-methyltransferase 3 beta, duplicate a. The record is from RefSeq and is a predicted model, not a curated record. Lineage: Eukaryota; Metazoa; Chordata; Actinopteri; Perciformes; Percidae. Gene Ontology annotation, molecular function: DNA (cytosine-5-)-methyltransferase activity, acting on CpG substrates; protein binding; DNA binding. The transcript is spliced from 26 exons. Gene Ontology annotation, cellular component: nucleus. Bases 486 to 4865 code for a protein of 1459 amino acids. Gene Ontology annotation, biological process: negative regulation of transcription by RNA polymerase II.